GCGUUCUCCCGGCCGGUACUACGUAACAUAUCCCUCCGCGCUCUCCGUCUCAGACACGGCGAAUCAGCCGCACUCCCAAGCCAGGCGGAAGUAGCCAACGUCGAGCGCCUGUCAACGAAAACACACCGUGGGGACACGCACUGGCCAACGGUAAUGCUUCCAAGCGACGUUCCGACGCCGCUUUCCGUUUCCCCGCCGUAGCUUUCCCCUUCUUCCUCCGAGCAGAGAAUGGGCGGCGGAAGGACACAAGUGCCAGGGACUACUUGUUACGGUAGCUGUGCUGCGGCCUCGGCCCCCGCCGCCAUCUUGAAUGUUAAUGUUUCCUUCCAAAGAUAUAUAUUUAUAUAAAUAUCCCACGUCCCCCCCAAGUCGUCACUGGUGCCAUUUAACCCCUUGUGUCUCAGCCGGUGUAGUGAAGUUUGUCUCGGCAGCCUGGACCCCCCUCCUGCACGUGUUUCCAUAACGACAUCGACAACACUGCUAUUUACAUUAUAAAUCCGUUUUGUGCCAUUUAGGGCUGUCGUCCGAUCGCCGGAUCCGUGUGAGGGGAGAGGUGAUCGGUCACCCCAGCUCAGUACCAGGUACAAUCAUUUGACGCAUUCUCCGGUCCCAUUCAGAGUGAGACUAAAUGCAACUAGGCCAGGCUGAAUGUUGGCAUGAAGUGGUUGGGCGAAUCCAAGAACAUGGUGGUGAAUGGCAGGAGACAUGGCAGCAGGCUGUCCCAUGAACACCAUCGGAGUCGGGCCAAGCUGCACAGAUCAGGAAGAGGAAAUUUAAGAGGCACUAAACAUGUUUCUGAUAGAAGAUCAAGCAGGUGUAGUGGUGGAUCUACACAUGUUUUUGAAACUCAGAGCCGCUAUGUACCAUCAUCGGGGAUGACCGCUAAAGAGCUCUGCGAAAAUGAUGACCUUGCAACAAGUCUGGUGCUGGACCCCUACUUAGGGUUUCAGACUCACAAAAUGAAUACAAGGUUUCGUCCAAUAAAAGGGAGGCAGGAAGAGCUAAAGGAAGUGAUUGAACAUUUCAAGAAAACUGAACAUUUAGAGAAAACCUUCAAAAAUCUAAUAUCUGGUGACUGGUCACGACACUAUUUUCUUAAUAAGAAUAAAGCACAGGAGAAACAUUUCAAGGAACAUGUGUUUAUUUAUUUUAGGAUGUUUGCAACACACAGCGGGUUUGAAAUAUUGCCUUGCCAUCGAUAUUCUUCUGAACGAAAUGGAGCCAAAAUAGUUGCAACUAAAGAAUGGAAACGUAAUGACAAAAUAGAACUUCUUGUGGGAUGCAUAGCUGAGCUUUCAGAAGCUGAAGAGAAUAUGCUUCUACGUCAUGGAGAAAAUGACUUUAGUGUCAUGUACUCAACAAGAAAGAACUGUGCUCAGCUAUGGCUUGGACCAGCUGCCUUCAUCAACCAUGAUUGCAGACCUAAUUGCAAGUUUGUAUCGACCGGGCGUGAUACUGCAUGUGUCAAAGCGCUGCGUGAUAUUGAGCCAGGCGAAGAGAUCUCUUGUUAUUAUGGGGAUGGCUUUUUUGGAGAAAACAAUGAGUUCUGUGAAUGUUACACUUGUGAAAGGCGUGCAACUGGUGCUUUUAAAUCGCGCGUCGGUCUUAAUGAACCAAGUCCUGUGAUCAACAGCAAGUAUGGAUUACGGGAAACAGACAAACGUUUGAACAGACUCAAAAAGCUUGGUGACAGCAGCAAAAACUCAGACAGUCAGUCUGUCAGCUCCAACACAGAUGCAGAUACCUCUCAGGAAAAAUCUAACUCAUGCAGAAACAGAAAAUCUUCAGUUGGUGCGAGGAAGAAUGGAAAAAGUAGAACGUUGACAAAACAGUCUGUGUCACAAAUUCCAGUUUCAUCCUCUUCUACCUCAUCAAAACUCUCUCAUAUAAACAAUUCCAGGGUACCAAAGAGACUAAGAAAGCCUGUAAUGCCUUUCCAUUCUAAAAUUAAGAUGAGAAAUCACUGCAAACGACCAGAGCAGAGGAAUACAUCAAAAAAGCUUGAAGUAGGGAACGUAAUGCUUAAAGAACCUAAAGUAGUUUUGUAUAAAAACAUGUCCGUUAAAAGGGAUAAAGAGAGCGGGGGAUCAGCAAAAUUGAAAGAAACCACUGGUUGUUUAACAAGACAUGCAGCAAGAGAAUAUAAACGGAAUUCUUCAAAGGGUGCUCUUGGUGAAUCAUCUUGUUCAUAUAUAACUCGUAGCUCUAUGAGGACAAGGAACUCUGUGGAAACACCUGAUGCUAAGCUUCCACCAAAUUCUUUGGAUGUUCAUAGAAGCAACGGUGAAAGUGUUUCACCAGUGCACAGAACUGAUUUUCAAGAACAGUCAUUCAAUAACAAUGAACUUGAUCAUGACACCUCAGACAGACAGGAGCGUAGACUUAAGAAAAAUGGUCUGUAUAAGUCUAGAAGGAAGUCUAAACAGAGCAAACACUUGAAACAGGCUGCUCACAUGGCUGUGUCAAAUUGUGAUUUUGAAUUGCCUGGCGAGGAUAAUACUUUGCCAAACAUGGUAAGUUCACAUUGUGAGUCAGAUGCUGUAAAUGCUAUUUCUGAUGGGCAUGCUGAUUAUAACGAUCUGAGGACAUCUUCAGAAGAUUACCCUGUAGUCCGUUCAGAAAAAAGGACAGAAAAAAUAAUCAGAACUGUGAAAAGUAAAAAAAGCAGACGAAUCACAAGAUAUGACGCACAGUUAAUUCUUGAAAAUAGCACUGGAAUUCCAAAACUAACUCUGCGUAGACGCCAUGACAGCAACAGCAGCAAAGCCGAAAAGGAGAAUGAUGAUGGCAUGGGCUCAUCCAAAAUUAGCAUUAAACUGAGUAAAGAUCAUGAAAAGGACAAGAACAAUUUGUAUGUAGCAAAACUUAACAAUGGUUUUAACUCAGGAUCAGGUAGUAGUUCUACAAAACUAAAGAUUCAGCUAAAGAGAGAUGAGGAAUCAAGAGUGUCCUUUCCAGAGGAACUUCAUGAAAAUGGUGUAUAUUGUAAGGAUGCAUUGUCUCUGCUGGGAACCAGAAUGGAAGUUAACAAUUAUGAUCAUUAUGAGGAAGAAAGUAUGGAGGAUUCUUCAUCAUCAUCAGAGGAAGAAGAUGAAUAUGACGACGAUUUUGAGGAUGACUUUAUUCCUCUACCACCAGCAAAACGUUUGAGAUUGAUUGUUGGAAAGGAUUCAAUAGACAUUGAUAUAUCGUCUAGGCGGAGAGAAGAUCAGUCUUUGCGUCUGAAUGCGUGAAAUAUUAAUAUUUUUUUAGGUUGAUCUCAACAGUCAUUUUUACUCAUUUACCUAUAAAAUAAACUUAUUCCAUUUAAUUAUUCCUUUACUUCAAAAACUGUAAAUUUUAGAGACUGCACUUAUUAGUUCACUCUGAAAUGUAAUUGUAGAAAGUGUACAGCAUACCAACUUAAAUUUUUAAUUUUUACUGUACUUUUUAACAGUCUUCUUAUGUGCAAUUUUUUGAGUUAAAAAACAAAACAAAAAAAAAGUCAUUUGGGUUGUGUUGUAUAUGGGAGGACAAUGUACAUAUUAAACUUUCCACACAGGACAAUAAAAUGUAGUAGUGUGGCUACUCAGUCAUAUUUGUUUAAACCCCUAGGAGCUUUGUCAUUAAUAUUUUAACAAGAAUCACAGUAGUAACAUUACACUUUUUCUGUAGGUUGUUAUCACCAGCAAUGACUACACCUUUCAAAUUUAUUUGCUUACUUUCUUGUCCUUUUAAAAAUUCUACAAUCAGUCUGUUUUUACUGUACCUCUAUUCUAAGAAUUCUGUUUAUGGCCUUUUUUUUUUUUUUUUUAAACCAAAUUCUUCAUUUGGGCUUGUUUACACUAGGUGCAUUUUGUUACAUUCUUAAGAACAGGGACAAUGCAUGAACGUGAGUAAAUCCAUUAAUUUCAGAAGGGUUCUUUCACACUGACACAUUGCAUUAUGGUGUGUUAGGCAAAAGAGGCCUGCAUGCUACAUUCUUGGUUCGUUGAUCUGCAUUUUUUGACUUUCAAAUGGGAUCCUUCUUUGAAGCAUGUAAAAUGCAUCCAAAUCCACAUUGAAACACGUGCAUCUGGUGUAAAUGAGCCCUGAAUUUCUAAUUGAUUAAAACAAAAUAGCAGAAAAUUAUAUUUGCUUAUUUUAGUAGCACAUUUAUGUACAGGGCCUAGCCAUAUGCAGAAUACAAGUUUGGACAUGGGUGUAUUUAUUGCUUGUUUAUAUAAAUAUAUAAAAAAAAAAAAAAAAACUAAAAAAAAACUUAUAUUUAACACUUAAAAUUUAGAUAAAAUUGUUCUUUUUGAAGACUGAUUGGUGCUUAUUUUUUCAUGGAAGAGGCUGUGAAAAGGUGACAUGGAUAAAAUGUGUCCACUUAAGUGCAGCUGUCAUCAACAUACACAGAAAAUUAUUGUCCUCUCUUGCAGUUUGGCAAAGCUACAACUGACUGAAUGUUAUGAACAUUCUGACAGGGAGCUAAAGGUAUGUUAAUUUUUCCUUUUGUGUAAAAGUUAACUGUAUAUAAUGUAUAUAUGUGUGGUGAGGAGUUUCAUUUCUGCCAUAAAAAAAUGAUUUACCGUAAUAGUUAAAACUUAAGUAUUCAUGACAAUAAAAUAGGAAAUUGUAAACCCAAGUUUAUUAA
Molecule: messenger RNA, 4618 nt
Organism: Rana temporaria (common frog)
Lineage: Eukaryota; Metazoa; Chordata; Amphibia; Anura; Ranidae
Gene: KMT5B
Product: lysine methyltransferase 5B
Exons: 10
Coding region: 657-3233 (858 amino acids)
Cellular component (GO): nucleus
Molecular function (GO): histone H4K20 methyltransferase activity; protein binding
Source: RefSeq, a predicted model, not a curated record